This is a messenger RNA of Epinephelus fuscoguttatus (brown-marbled grouper), 6301 nucleotides long. It is a transcript of the gene adgrb1a, whose product is annotated as adhesion G protein-coupled receptor B1a. Gene Ontology annotation, cellular component: plasma membrane. The transcript is spliced from 32 exons. Gene Ontology annotation, molecular function: G protein-coupled receptor activity. Lineage: Eukaryota; Metazoa; Chordata; Actinopteri; Perciformes; Serranidae. The record is from RefSeq and is a predicted model, not a curated record. Gene Ontology annotation, biological process: negative regulation of angiogenesis; cell surface receptor signaling pathway; G protein-coupled receptor signaling pathway. Bases 728 to 5539 code for a protein of 1603 amino acids.
CAGACAAGGACGCUCCAGAGCCGCGAGCUGGGGACGGCGGUUCCCGAGACGCGCGCGAGCCCUCUUUGAUUUGCCGCUCCGUUAAACCUUCACAUUCACCUGGAAGACUGUGUAACCUGAAGACGGAGAUCUGGAGAAUAACUUUUUUUGAGACGAAUGUCGGGAUUUCUGGAAUAACAAACUAUUUUGAAAAAAAAGGAGUUUCCCUUUAUGAAUUAAAGAGGAGCGGAGGACGUUUCAUUUUGGAACAAUGUAUGAAAAGAGCUGUCGGUGAAUACACUCGGGAUUUUCUGAACCCAUUAAACGCACUGGAAGCACAGUCGGAACUAACGGAACUCCUCUCUGAGUUUUCACCUCUUCUUUAUCCCAAUUAACGUUACAUCUAAUUUGCUCUGUGUCAAGCCGAAAUUUCCGUUUACAACAAGGCGUUUGGUGGACUUAUCCUCGGACUUAUCCCCAGGCUUUUGGAAUUGGUGAUUGCACAGUAAACGCACCGAGCUCUGACCACUGACAGUAUGCAUCAAAGGGACUGCUAACUUACUCAAGGUUCUUGUGAAUCUCGGGGCAGACUGAUGCAGCCAUGGGCCGAUCGCUGGAUCUUUGAGAGCAACCUUCCUCCCCCUCCUCCUCCACCACCACGUCCUUUUCCUCCUCCUUCUACUCCUCUUCCUUUGCCCUACACAGGUGGAAGUUGAGUCCUCCAAAGCCAGAGACCAGCCAUCAGCCUAUGAUACCUUCUCCUUCCCUUCAUCUGCAAACCAUGACAAGCAUUGUUUCUCGAAUUCCUGGCCAUUCAAGGUGGCCUCUCCCAGUGCUACUCUUGUAUUUUGCCCCUCUGCUGCUGAUGGAGGGUUGUUGCCACGCAGCCCCCUCAGGCCCAGAGUCAGACUCCUGCUCCACCUUAGUCCAGAGCCGCUUCUUUGGCUUCUUCCUGUCAUCAUCAGUGUUCCCCACCAUGCCUUGUUCCUGGACCCUGCAGAACCCUGAUCCGCGGCGCUACACCAUCUUCAUCAAGGUCACCAAACCUACCGAGGACUGCGUGCCGUCGCAGCUCCGCACCUUCCAGUAUGACUCCUUCCUGGAGACCACGCGCACCUACCUGGGCAUGGAGAGCUUUGAUGAGGUGGUGAGGCUGUGCGAUACCUCUGCCCCAGUGGCUUUCCUGGAGGCCGGAAAGCAAUUCCUCCAAAUGAGGAAGGGACUUCCUCGGGUGGGAAAGGCCAUCACGGAUGGCAACGGGGAUUUCAAAACUGAGUACCUGGUGGUGGGAAAGCGUAACCCCAGCAUGGCGGCCUGUCAGAUGCUGUGCCAGUGGCUAGAGGACUGCCUGGCCUCAAGCACGUCUAACAGGCCCUGCGGCAUCAUGCAGACUCCGUGUCUGUGCUGGGAGCCGCCGCCACAGCUCAGUGAGGGGGAUAGCUGUUAUCACAAUGGAGUUUACCUGGAAAACUGUUUACCCAGCGUGAAAGAGAGUGGAAAAAAUGCUGAGAUAAAUGGUGGCUGGAGUGUGUGGGGUCAGUGGGCGCAGUGCAGCAGUGAGUGCGGAGGCGGGAUUCAAACUCGGACCCGAAGCUGUCAGUCACCUCCGGAAGAGUCGUACCUGUGUGAAGGUGUGGUGGAAGAGGGCCGGCCGUGUAACUCACAGCCCUGCACUGGCAAAGGCCGCCAUCUCUCUCGCAGCCAAUCGCUUCGCUCGGUGGACAGCCGCAAGCGCGAUGACGUAGACAAGCCCCGCAGUGGACAGCAGAACCCUCAGACAGUAGACUCAGCUUCAGGUGAGGAGUGGUCAGCGUGGAGUGUGUGUUCUGCCACGUGUGGGGAGGGCUGGCAGAGUCGCACUCGUUUCUGUGUGUCCUCCUCCUACAGCACCCAGUGUAGUGGGCCACUGCGAGAGCAGAGACCCUGCAACAACUCUGCUGUUUGUCCAGUGCACGGCGCUUGGGAUGAGUGGUCACCGUGGAGUUUGUGUUCAUCGACCUGUGGCCGAGGUUACAGGUCACGGACACGAACCUGCACCCCCCCACAGUUUGGGGGAGAUCCCUGUGAGGGCCCAGAGAAACAGACCAAAUUCUGCAACAUAGCUGUCUGUCCAGUGGAUGGAGUGUGGAAUGAGUGGUCCAGCUGGAGCUCCUGCUCCGCCUCCUGCUCUAAUGGGACCAUGCAGAGAACCAGGGAGUGUAACGGCCCCUCGUAUGGAGGCUCAGAGUGCAGAGGAGAAUGGCUGGAGACUGUCGACUGCUUCCUUGGGGAGUGCCCGGUGGAUGGCAAGUGGCAGCCGUGGUCUUUGUGGUCAGGCUGUUCUAAAACCUGUGGAGGGGGGAGCCAGCAGAGAAACAGGAUUUGUUAUGGGCCCUUUUUUGGAGGGCAGCCCUGUCCUGGAGAACGAGAAGAGGUCAGGCGUUGUAAUGAAAAGAGAUGCCCAGAACCUCAUGAAAUAUGUGGCGAGGACAACUUCUCCAAUGUUGUAUGGAAGAUGACUCCAGCUGGGGAUACUGCCGCAGUACGCUGUCCUCCCAAUGCCAUGGGGCUUAUCCUGCGCCGCUGUACCCUGGACGAAGAGGGCAUCGCCUACUGGGAGAAUCCCACCUAUAUGAAAUGCAUUUCCAAUGACUAUCGCAGUAUACAAACUUUGACUCGGGAACACUUGUCCAAAGCACAGCGUGGCCUUGUGGGAGAUGGAGUUUCAGAGGUGAUGACCAAGCUCAGGGUGACAUCCAGUGAUGGGACCAGUUACAGUGGGGACCUGCUGGCCAUUGUGGACGUGCUGAAGAACAUGACGGAGAUUUUCAGGAGGGCAUACUACAGUCCCAGCAGUGCAGACAUGAGGAACUUUGUGCAGUCAGUCAGCAAUCUGCUGAUGGAGGAGAACAGGGAGAGGUGGGAGGAAGCACAACUGCUGGGGCCAAACAUCAAAGAGCUGUUCCGUCUGGUGGAGGACUUUGUGGAUGUCAUUGGCCUGAGGAUGAAAGACUUCCAAGACAUGUAUGAAGUCACCGAUAACCUAGUUUUGAGCAUCCAUAAGCGUCCAGUGAUGGGUCAUGCAGACAUCAGCUUCCCAAUGAAGGGCUGGAGGGGCAUGGUGGACUGGGCCCGCAGCUCUGAGGACAGAGUCACCAUCCCCAAGAACAUCCUGUCUACUGGGAAGCCAGAAGCAGACGAGUCCUCGACGUUUGUAACCGGCAUCGUUCUGUACAGAAACCUGGGCAGCAUUCUGACUCUGCAGAGAAACAGCACAGUCCUCAACUCCAAGGUUUUGUCAGUGGCCAUCAAGCCCACCCCUCCCUCCCUUUCUGCCCCAGUUGUAGUUGAAUUCUCUCACCUGUACAACGGCACCACUAAUCAGACCUGUAUAUCCUGGGACGAGAGUGACAGCUCCUCUCUGCUGGGAUCCUGGUCUGCCAGGGGCUGCAAAGCCGUGCUAGUCGACUCAUUCAGAACCAAAUGCGUGUGUGACAGACUGUCCACCUUCGCCAUUUUAGCACGGCUAAAUCCCGAAAUGAAUAUGGAUAAGACACAGCUUCCAUCCGUGACGCUGAUCGUGGGCUGUGGAGUGUCUUCACUGACAUUGUUGCUGCUCAUCAUCAUCUAUGUGUCUGUCUGGAGGUACAUUCGGUCUGAGCGCUCAGUCAUUCUCAUUAACUUCUGCCUCUCCAUCAUCUCCUCCAACGCCCUGAUUCUCAUUGGACAGACACAGACACGAAAUAAGGUCUUGUGCACUCUGAUAGCUGCAUUUCUUCAUUUUUUCUUCCUGUCCUCGUUCUGCUGGGUUCUGACAGAGGCGUGGCAGUCAUACAUGGCAGUGACGGGCCGCCUCAGAAAUCGCAUCAUCCGCAAGCGUUUCCUGUGUCUCGGCUGGGGUCUCCCUGCACUAGUGGUGGCGAUCUCAGUGGGAUUCACCAAGGCAAAGGGAUAUGGAACACCAAGCUACUGCUGGCUGUCUCUGGAGGGAGGUCUUCUCUAUGCAUUUGUUGGACCUGCUGCAGCUGUUGUCUUGGUUAACAUGGUUAUUGGGAUUCUCGUAUUUAACAAACUGGUGUCCAAAGACGGCAUUACUGAUAUGAAACUAAAGGAGAGGGCGGGUCAGAUGACAGUGCCACUGUACAAUAUGACGCUCAAAUGUGCCAAGUGCGGAGUUAUCUCUUCGGCUGACGUUUCCACCACAGCUACCAGUAACGCCAUGGCGUCACUGUGGAGUUCCUGUGUGGUUUUGCCCCUCCUGGCCCUCACAUGGAUGUCAGCCGUCCUCGCAAUCACAGACCGGCGCUCUGCGCUCUUCCAGAUCCUCUUUGCUGUCUUUGAUUCACUGGAAGGCUUCGUCAUUGUCAUGGUGCACUGCAUCCUGCGCAGAGAGGUUCAGGAGGCAGUAAAGUGCCGUGUGGUGGACCGCCAGGAAGAUGCUAAUGGAGAUUCAGGAGGAUCUUUCCAGAAUGGUCAUGCCCAGCUUAUGACUGACUUUGAGAAAGACGUGGAUAUGGCUUGCCGAUCAGGCACUGUGAAGCGCUCAUCUCUCCAAGGGGAGGAGAAGGCUUCCUCUGGGACCCACACCCUUCAGAAGGGUUCUAACUUUAACACUAUGCCGGCCAGCAUGGCCAAGGUUCACCUCCAGAAUGUGGCAGACUAUACCAGCCACACUCUGACUCUGCGCAGGGAGAAGGGCCCCACCAAGGGAAUCAGCACGGAGCUGCCAGGUGCCAAAUCCAUCUACAUCUGCGAUGGCGAGCUCUUCAAGCAGCUUGAUGGAGAGCUGCCUCGAGGAAACGGGGAGGGCAGCAGCUCUGAGGGCACUGGCAAAGGCCCGGGGUACGUCAUUCUACCGACCAACAACACAGGCACCCUGAAGCCGGCCAAGGGGAAAGAGGAGCAGACAGCCAAGUAUAACAUCAGCAUUGAGCAGCUGCCUCAGACCAGGCUCAUCCACCUGGCUAACCCCGCCAGCGGAGAGCCAGUGCCUGGCUUCGGGCUGAAGAGCCUGCCUGCUGACCAGAUCAGUGUGUCAUGCUCUGACAGAGACUCACCUGCACACAAUCUGCAAAAUAUGCCCAGAGACUCCCAGGUGGCCAACAGCAUGUGUGACGGAGGAGAUUCCGGAAACUCUGGUGUGAUGUCCAAGAGUGAGACUGUCUCCACACUGUCCAUGAGCUCACUGGAGAGACGAAAAUCACGCUAUGCAGAGCUUGACUUUGAGAAGAUUAUGCAUACCCGGAAACGCCACCAGGACAUGUUUCAGGACCUGAACAGGAAGAUUCACAGUGCAGACAAGGAUAGAGAAUCUCCACCUGUUGACGCCAAAGCUGCCAAAAGAUGGAGUGUGUCCUCUGCCAGCAGCGACAAGACCAACAUGAGUGACAAGCAGCAGACCCCGAGUAAGAGGGCGUGGGAGGGCAUCAGGAAGCCCCACUCCCCCCCAUCCUGGGUAAGGAAGGACCUGGAGACGGUGGCUGCCUCCCCUCUGGAGAUGCAGACAGUAGAGUGGGAGAAGACCAGCGCCACCAUCCCUCUGGUGGGCCAGGAGAUCAUGGACCUUCAGACGGAGGUGUGACCCAGCUUCUGGCAUCACACCCACAACUUCCUUUUUUUCCCCAGUGCUCUCAGACAGACAAGCAGAACCCACCACACACACUGCCCUGCUCUGUAUUUUUACUCAAAGGCUGGAUAAGGCCCACUGCGAGAACGUGAGGGGGACGGAGGGCGAGGAGGAGAGAGAAGCGUCACAAUAUCAGAAAAUUAAUUCAAUCAAUUAAAGAGAGAACAGGAAAAUAGCGUCUCUUUUAAUGUUUCAUUUUGAUGUUUGACGGUGUUUUUGUCUGCAAAAUACUGGUCAUUUUCUUGUAUAUGGUCUCAGACACCACAGUGGCUCACAUGGUCAUACAGAUUGCCAUGUGCAUCAUAUAGUCAUGUAAUAAAUCACAUAGCAAAGGUAAUCAUGCGAUGUUUACCCCUGUAUUAAAUGAAUACAAUGUAAUAAUCAUGAUUAUGUCUCCUUUUUUUUCUCUGUUGAGAGUAUUGUUGCAUCACUUUUCUGCUCUCUCUUUCUUCUGAUGAACGCUGAUGUAAACGGAGAUGCCUCUGGACUUACUUUUUCUUCAACAUCAAUCUCAAAAGGGAAAACAAACAAGUGAGGCAGACUGCCAAACACACACACCCACGUGGCAGUCAAUGCAGUUCUCUCCCCCCUUCAACUCACCCCAAUCCUUCUGGCUCCACCACUUUAUUCCCCCGUGAUCCUGACAGGGCAAGGUCAGCCCUGCAGUGACAAGCGAAGGGGAGAGGGGGUAAAAAAAAAAAAAAAAAAAAAAAAGAA